GACUAUCCGACAGAGGAAUCUCAUAGGAUUAGGAUGUUUUUACCAUUACCUCUGGAGUUAGAGGUACGUGUAGAGAGCGGUUGCUGGCUGUACUGAAAAACUUACUGGGAAUUUCAUGAAGGACAAAUACUCUCGUGGAAGCCAGCAGGACAGAGAUUUAUCAACUGCCGAGCUCAAUGGCUUAUGGGAAGAGCAUGCAUAUACAUUGACAGGAACCAAUGAUCUCUUCCCAAGGAAUUAUGCCAUGUCCCCUGGAGAGAAAGACGUGGACACGGAGGCUGAGGUGGAGGAUGAGGUGGUCUCUGGUAAAAGUUACUGGAAAAGGAAGGAAGCUUUGAGGAACAGCACCAUCUCUUUAGCCGUGGGAGAUCAUUUCUCUACAGAUGUGAUACUGCGGUUUAGUGGCCGAAGGCGGUCCACUUUGGAGCCAGACAGCGUGCUGCAGGAAGCUCUGCGCACCAGACUCCGGGUUGUCGAGAGCAACAGCCAAGAUGUUAUUCAGCUUUUUAAGGAUCUGUCUGCACGCUUGGUUUCUGUUCAUGCUGAAAAAGACAGCUUUGUUAUUACAUUUAAGACUGUGGAGGAAAUCUGGAAAUUUUCCACGUACCUUGCUUUAGGAUAUGUAGCAAGGUGCUUGGAAAACUUUCUGUGUGACCAUUCGUUCUGGCUGGACCCUGUGAAGCUCAGUGAUGUGGAAAUUUGUGUGACAGUGGAUGAGGAACAUCUGGCCACGCUUUAUCUAGGGCUGCUGCUUCAGGAGGGUACAUUCUUUUCCAAGGCUCUGCUUAACAGUGAGCUAUGUACAGAAGAGGAAGACCAACUGGCUUACAGAAAGGGUGACCUUGUUAUGGUGAAGGAUAUUGGGCAGGAGUCCAUGUGGGAGGGAACCCUGCUGUCUACUGGUCAGCAUGGCCUGGUGCCUGUUCAUAACAUGCAGCCUCUGCCAUACCCUUUCUACCAGUGGUUUCUUCGAAAGUAUCCUGGCAAUGCAGAAGGAUUUUCAUCCUCAAAAAGACUUAUCGAGCACCCUGUAGGAACAGGUACGUGUAUAGCAGUGGUGGAUCAUUUUCCUGAGGACAGAGAUGAACUGCAGUUCAGUCAGGGGGAUUUGAUAGAGGUAGAAGGAUUACUCAUCAGCUCGCUCAACGUUUUCAUUGGAAGACAUCUGAAGAGUGGACAAAUAGGAUUUGUACACACAGGCCACGUGAAACCUGAGGAUUUCAAACCACUCAAUGGACAAUUGGUCUUUCUGAGCGAGGAGGAGAAAGUGGCUCUCUCACAGUUUAACCCGUGUCAUGAACAGUGCCACACUGGCCUAUUGGACAAACUAUUGUCCGAUGACAUCAGCACUCUAUACAGAUUAGACAAACUUGACGACUCAGAUUUCACCUACAUCAGAAACCAGCCCAAACAAGAGCAGAAACCUUCAGUGGACGUCAGGAAGAGCACUGCAUUGGAAAAAAGUGAAACCCCACCCUAUCACUCCUCCCCACAACCUUCAUUUUAUGCCUCUCAGACUUACCUCGACAGGGACCAGGAGGGUCUCUCCUUUAGCCUGGAGGACACUUUUCGCGAGCUGGACGAGUAUGAGGAAGAUCCGCCUUACAUGGACGAAGACAUCUGGGAAUCUGAAGAGCCCGGGUUAGUGGAUUCCACUCUGACCUUUCUUAAUCUGGACCACUUCCAAGACUCUUAUCAACCGCUUUAUGACAUCUCCUACUCCUUCCUGGACACAGUGUUUGGUGGCCUUUCUGAUAAUGAGGUGCUCUCGAAUCUGGAGAACUUGCGAGAGGGAGCAAAGAAGGGAGGGAUGUUGUGGGCCUAUCGCCGAACCUGCUUUCUUUUGGGUAGGUUAAGUGCCAAGAAGCUGAAGUACUCACAAGCCAGAGUUUACUUUGAGGAGGCCAUGAAGGUCCCCGUGAAAGGCUUUGAUGACAGACCUUUGCUCAUCGCCUUGUACACCAAUCUGACAGCCGUGUACCUGAAACAAAAGAUGACAGACAAGCUUCCCUUUACCUUGGACAAGGCAAGUUCUCUCAUAUUGUGCCUACCCUUACAUAACUUCUGCUCUUUGGAUGAGGUGGAACUGCUGAAGCCCUUGCUCCGCAAAGCCGUGGUCGAUAAUGACAAGCACCUUGAGGCACGGACUUGCUAUCUGAUCGUGAAUGUAUUCCUGCAGCACAGAAAGACUGAGGAAGCCCUACAUUUUGUAGAAAGACUCCAGUUCCUCACAAUAACUCUUUCAGCCGAGGAAGCAAGGCCUUUAGGUCCAGUUGACCUUAAUUGGAUGCUAUGCAGACUCUACCACAGAAAAUACCUUCCCUACCUUUCACUAGCCUCUCUAAGUCUAGAUUCAGACCGGGAACAUUCUUUGGAUGACGCUUUCCAAAAGAUCGAACUAUUCCUUAAUAACUCAGUCAGGCUGAAUCCACGGUGGAAGGAUGGCACUACUCUGCUUCCAGUUCAGGUGGUGGUUUACUUGCAGCAGGCCUUGUCUGUUGCCAGCUGCAGAGAAAACCUAAGGACCCAGAGAGACCUGUCCCUGUGUCUGGCCAGUGUGUAUCAGCAAUACGGUGCCUUAAAUAGGGCCGUACCUUAUGCUGAACAGGCUGUUCAAAUAGGGAAUAGCAUCAACCAAGAGGAAGGCUUUAAGGCAUCAGUACUCUUGGCCUGGCUUCUAGUGCUCACAGGGUCUCUAGAGAAAGCUCAGUCUACUCUGCAACUUCUGCUUAACUCUCUGAAUAAAACAGACAGUCCAACUCAAUGUGGUGUCAUCCAUAACCUGCUUGCUCUUUGUCUGCACAAACAAGGAAUGGUUAAAGAAGCAGCAACCAACUUUUAUUAUGCUCUGAAGAUCUCAGAAGACGAUGGAAACAGGCACAACGAAGCUAUUGCUUUAGCUAAUUUGGGCUGCCUUGCCUUAUCGAUAGGGGCACCAGCCCUGGCAGAGUGUUUCCUGGUCAGAUCUCUGCAUCUCUUCCAGUUUCUUUCUGAGACCCCCUCAGAUGAAGAGCAUGUUCAGACUCUGCUCUGGUUGGGCAGAAGUUACAAAGAUAGAGGAGAAAGUCAAGAGGUCAGGCUGUGCUAUGAGAUGGGUCUUCUGAUUGCCAUCAACGCCAAAAAUCUGCGCAGUCAGAUGGUUGUCGCAAAGGUGCUCAGUCGUCUCUAUGCUGAUUUGUUGCUGUAUGGGCAAUGCAUCAUCUACUACGAGCACUGUGUGGGGCUAUCCAGAGAGCUGAAAGAUAAACAUCUAGAAGGAGAAUACCUGGAGAUUCUUAGCAAUCUCUACUUGUCACUCAAUACUGAGAAAUCUUCACGGAUGUCACUGGACUACACCAAACAAAGCCUGAGGAUCUCCAUAGACUUGGGAAAACGACAGGAAGAGUCAGAGACAUGGCUACAGGUGGGACGCAUCUACUACUUGAUUCAUGAAGAUGAGUUGGCUGACAUGUAUCUCCAGGCUGCUGUGAAGACUGCAUUGAGGAUAAAUGAUCCAUGCUUUGCUUUGAGCAUUUAUGAAGAGGCUGGAGACGUCUUCUUUAAAGGACACAGAAACCGACUGGCUGCCCUGCCAUUUUUGAGAGAUGGAAGUCUGCCAUUUUCAAGAUACAUUAAGGAUGUACAUUCAGAGUUCAGGCUGCUGAGUAAAAUUGCUGAAUUGCUGUCAGACGAGGGUAAGCACAACGAGGCUCUGCAGUACGCUACGCUUGCAGUAGAGGUCAGCGCCUUGACUGGUGUAGGUCUAAAUGAAAGGGUAGCCUAUCAUCGUCAGGCCUCGAUCCAUUUCACUCUGGAACAGCACGAGUUGGCUGAGAACUACUACUUGAAGACUCUCUCUCUCUGUCCUGUUGCGCUGGAACAUUCAGCUGAGGCUCGCUACUAUGUUAAAGUUUAUCGCAGACUAGGAGAUCUAACACUGCACAAGCUAAAGGAUGGUUUUGAUGCAAUGGGCUACUUCCACUUGGCCCUAGCAGCAGCCCUAGAGGAUGAAGAAAGCCUUCAAGACCAGUAUAUAAUUUACAUGAAGCUGGCGGAGAUCCACGCCAACCACAUACCCGAUGCAAAGCUGAGCCAAAGGUACAUGGACAGUGCACAAAACCUAAAGAGGAAACUGGCAGGACAUAUAGACUCCAGUGACAUAAAUCCCAGAUGUAAGGACUACACCAAUACUGAACAUCCUGAUGUUAAGUAUAUUAGUCACUUCAAUGCUGAAACAGAGAACCCUAACCUCAGCAAGGAAAGCAGUAAACCUCAAAGCUCCAGCAUGGACAUUAUUCAAACAGCAACUGCUGAGAAAGAGGCCGAGACAGAGCCUGUUCCUGCUGACUACAACCACAAAGAGGGUACAGACACUUGGAACCCAGAGGACAAUAAUCAUGAGUCUGGAGACCCUGCAGUAAUAGAACAAAUUAAUCAAAGAAUCCAGACAAGCCUUACAAAUACUAGUUUUCUAUGUACAGAGUUUUAACUGCUGUAAUGCGGUGUAAUAUAUGAACUAUUGUUUAUUUCUACUCCCCUAAAGCACUUAAUUAUAAAAAAAUAAGUAUUUAAGUUUAAUAAGUAUUGUUUAAUCAGUGCAUUUUGUUUUUUUCCUCCAAUUACAGAGGAAAUGUGUAUUAUUUUACUUCUCUGAUUUUUCAGAGCAAUGACAUUUGUAAUAUAUUUUAUGUAAAUAUGCUAAAUUGUAUGUGUAUUAUAAUUUUGACACUCAUUUCUUAAUGUUUUCUUUUUUCUACCUUUUAUGAACAAA
Molecule: messenger RNA, 4750 nt
Organism: Trichomycterus rosablanca
Lineage: Eukaryota; Metazoa; Chordata; Actinopteri; Siluriformes; Trichomycteridae
Gene: sh3tc2
Product: SH3 domain and tetratricopeptide repeats 2
Exons: 18
Coding region: 116-4468 (1450 amino acids)
Biological process (GO): regulation of intracellular protein transport; regulation of ERBB signaling pathway
Molecular function (GO): protein binding
Source: RefSeq, a predicted model, not a curated record